AGUGUUGGCCAAUCCCAGCAGCCAUACUUCAAUCACUCAUAGACUGCUGAAUGUUCAAACUGUGUUCAAAUAAGAUGGUGUCAGAAGCAGGAUCUGAAGUGGAGCUUCUAGUAUCCCCAGGAGCACUAAGUGAACACAGAAGGUACCUGCAGGAUCCAGUUGCAUCCACUGAUCUCUCAGAGAGGCUGAGGAUAAUAUAGUUUCUUCUUGAAGGUCUCAAGGUCUGAAGCAUCCCACAGAAUGAUCCUACUGAAUAACUCCCAUAAGCUACUGGCCCUAUACAAAUCCUUGGCCAGGAGCAUCCCUGAGUCCCUGAAGGUGUACGGCUCUGUGUAUCACAUCAAUCACGGGAACCCCUUCAACAUGGAGGUGUUGGUGGACUCCUGGCCCGAGUACCAGAUGGUUAUUAUCCGGCCUCAAAAACAGGAGAUGACUGACGACAUGGAUUCAUACACAAACGUAUAUCAUAUGUUCUCCAAAGAGCCUCAAAAAUCACAAGAAGUUUUGGAAAAUUGUGAGAUCAUCAACUGGAAACAGAGACUCCAAAUCCAAGGCCUUCAGGAAAGUUUAGGUGAGGGGAUAAGAGCAGCUGCAUUGUCAAAGUCAGUGAAGGUAGAGCAUUCGACAGCAGUCCUCUUGGUUACGGAAGAUAUUCUGAAGCUCAAUGCCUCCAGUAAAAGCAAGUUUGGAAGCUGGGCUGAGACAGGCCACCCAGAUGAUGACUUUGAAAGUGAAACUCCCAACUUUAAGUAUGCCCAGCUGGCUGUCUCUUAUUCUGGGCUGGUAAAUGACAACUGGAAGCGAGGGCAGAAUGAGAGGAGCCUGCGUUUCAUCAAGCGCUGCAUAGAAGACCUGCCAGCAGCCUGUAUGCUCGGCCCAGAGGGAGUCCCAGUCUCAUGGGUAACCAUGGACCCUUCUUGUGAAGUAGGAAUGGCCUACAGCAUGGAAAAAUACCGAAGGGCAGGCAACAUGGCACGAGUGAUGGUGCGAUACAUGAAAUAUCUGCGUCAGAAGAAUAUUCCAUUUUACCUCUCUGUGCGGGAAGAAAAUGAAUACUCCCGCAGAUUUGUGGGGCAGUUAGGUUUCUUUGAGGCCUCCUGUGAGUGGCACCAAUGGAUUUGCUAUCCACAGAAUCUAGUUCCAUUUUAGACAAUGAAGCUGCUUAGUAAUUUCUGGCAAGCCAUCUCUUAAUAUUAAAACAGACACCACAGAAUAGAUUUCUUCACUUACAAACGCAUAUUGUGCAUUUAUAAGAUUGCAGGAACUCUUCUCACAUGGAGCCUUGAUGUUAAAAGACACAGCCGUGCUCUUCAGGAGCUCACAAUUAGGCUGGAGACAGGGGAGGGUAUAGUCUUUAUGCUUAAGCGUUGUAGGGAAGGACGGGGUUACCAGUAAACAUGUAACUAGAAAGCCAGGCUCAGUUCUUACCUCUGGGAAUCAGAACUCUUUAUGAAACUUGGUUAAUAGAAUCUACUAUCUGGAAGAUAAAUGAAGGAUUUUAAUAAAAUUGUCAAUAGAAUA
Rhinopithecus roxellana (golden snub-nosed monkey) is the source of this 1521-nucleotide messenger RNA. Its product is annotated as glycine N-acyltransferase-like protein 1. The transcript is spliced from 7 exons. Gene Ontology annotation, biological process: L-glutamine metabolic process. Lineage: Eukaryota; Metazoa; Chordata; Mammalia; Primates; Cercopithecidae. The coding region runs from base 241 to 1149 and encodes 302 amino acids. Gene Ontology annotation, cellular component: mitochondrion. The record is from RefSeq and is a predicted model, not a curated record. Gene Ontology annotation, molecular function: L-glutamine N-acyltransferase activity; glycine N-acyltransferase activity.